AUGGAUAACUACAUCACUGGAACCAAGCUUCACUUGGUCAUGUUGUCUGUGACGCUGGUCGCAUUCUUGGUUCUGCUAGAUAUGGUUAUUAUUGCGACGGCAAUUCCUCGCCUUACAAGUCAGUUUCAUUCUCUUGAAGAUGUCGGUUGGUAUGGCAGUGCGUAUCAGUUGGCUAGUGCGUCUCUCCAACCGCUGGCGGGAAAGCUCUACUCGGAGUUCCGCUCAAAGUGGAUAUUUCUAGCUUUCUUCUUCAUCUUUGAAUUAGGCUCCCUGGUCUGUGGAGUGGCCACGUCGUCCAAAAUGCUGGUCAUUGGACGAGCAUUGGCGGGUAUUGGGUCUGCAGGUCUCGUUAACGGAGGUCUGACUAUUCUAUCCGCAUGCCUACCCUUGCACAAACGGCCUGCAUACAUUGGAGUAUUGCUGGGCGUUUCUCAGCUCGGGGUUAUAUGUGGGCCGGUUCUUGGUGGUGCAUUUACCCAAUAUGUGAAUUGGCGGUGGUGCUUUUAUAUCAAUCUCCCUGUCGGGGCUAUUGUUGCUGUCUUGUUGCUCUCCAUUCACAUCCCAGACAACAUUAGACCGCGAGAGAUUUCAGUCCUACAAACCGUCCUGACCAAGCUCGAUCUCAUCGGCUUUGGACUCUUUGCACCGGCGUCCAUUCAAUUCUUCAUGGCUCUUGCAUAUGGCGGAAACCAAUAUGCGUGGAAUAGUGCAACGGUGAUAGGGCUCUUUGGCGGUGCAACUGGCACCUUCGUCGUCUAUUUGGUCUGGGAAUACUUCCAAGGCGAUGAGGCUAUGAUCCCAUUUUCCAUGGUGAAACAACGCAUUGUGUGGUCCAGCUGUCUUGUCCAACUCUUCUUCUGGGGGGCGCUCCAGCUCACCACCUACUAUCUGCCCAUAUAUUUCCAGGCGAUCAAGGAAGUGUCGCCGACAGUGAGCGGUGCAUACAUGCUGCCCAUUCUCAUCAGUCAGUUGAUUGGUGCCGCGUCAUCAGGGGCUGCUGUCGGCAAAUUCGGCUACUACCUCCCCUGGAGUGUGGUUAGUGCCAUUUUGAUGUCGAUUGGCAAUGGCCUGUUGUGCACCAUCUCCCCAUCCACCUCGACCAAGGAAUGGGUUGGAUACGAGAUCCUGAUGGGCGCGGGGCGUGGACUUGGGAUACAGAUGCCGGUCAUCGCGGUCCAAAACACGCUUCCUCCCGACACAGUUUCGAUUUCUAUGUCGCUUCUUUCCUUCUCGCAGACCUUUGGUGGCGCCGUGUUCUUGACAGUCGGAGAAAGCAUCUUCACCAACAGUCUUAGUACAACCGUGCCGACCUAUGCGCCGGGCGUUGACCCAGAGGUGGUCAUCGCGGCGGGAGCAACGGGUCUUCGCCAGCUCAUCAGCAAGCCAAAUCUGUUAGCCGGGGUCCUGAUGGCAUACAGCAAGGCCGUGGACCGCGUAUUCUACCUUGCGCUGGGUUGUGCCUGCGCCACGUUUUUAAGCUCGUUGGGGAUGGGAUGGAAGGAUAUCCGAAAGAAGGAAGAAGCAACGCUGGAUGCGGAGGAAGAGAAGGUUUAA
Messenger RNA from Penicillium canariense, 1554 nucleotides. RefSeq names its product MDR family MFS transporter. The transcript is spliced from 8 exons. Gene Ontology annotation, biological process: transmembrane transport. The coding region runs from base 1 to 1554 and encodes 517 amino acids. The record is from RefSeq and is a predicted model, not a curated record. Gene Ontology annotation, molecular function: transmembrane transporter activity. NCBI's taxonomy places the organism in Eukaryota, Fungi, Ascomycota, Eurotiomycetes, Eurotiales, Aspergillaceae.